CAUCACCCUCUUCCUCUUCCUAUAACUCUCUCUCUCCUUAAAACUUCCUCUUUCUCUCUCUAGAAUCUGAGAAUCCUCUUCAAGAACCAAUCUUUCCUUUUGCGUCUUUUGAUCUUCUCCUCUUCGCUUUUAUAUAAUCUCCUUCUUUAUUCACGUUCUUUGGCACCCAAUAACAUACAAACUCUUUCAAGUACUUCUUCUUAACCAUCACAUCAUUCAAAGGCCAAAGCUUUAAAAGUUUCUCAACAGCAUCAAAAAAUUCCAUUCUGAAGAAGAAGAUUAAAGAAGAACAAAAGAAGGCCUUUUUUUUCUUUUGUUUAUUCUUUUUUUUCUGCCAUUAGAAGAAAAUGCCAAUAAGGCAAAUGAAGGAGAGUUCAGAGCAACACUUGGUGAUCAAAACCCACCUCCAAACCUCCAUGAACAACAACAAUAACAACAACAAACAACAACAACAACAACAACAACAACCCAAGACUGCCCAAAACGGGAAGGGCCCACCAAGCCAUGAACAACAACAACCUCAAAACGGCAAGACCCAGAACCAGACAUCACCUCCGAACAAGAACAGAGGAAGAAGAAGAGGACGAGGUGGUCGGAAAUCCGACCAAAACGAUGUUUGUUGUAUGAGACCCAGUUCAAGACACUGUACAACUGUGGCUCAUAACAAUAAUAACAAUGUUAUUGUUAAACCCCUAAGUGAAAAUGGCAAUGGCAUUGGUUCUUGUGAAAUGGACGUGGGUUUUCCAUCUUCAAGCAAAUCUUUAACCUUUGCUCAAAGGCCUGGAUUUGGUCAAGUUGGAACUAAGAUUGUUGUCAAAGCCAACCACUUCUUUGCUGAGUUACCGGACAAGGACUUAAACCAGUAUGAUGUUACCAUAACUCCUGAAGUGGCAUCAAGGACUGUGAAUAGGGCCAUUGUGGCAGAACUUGUGAAGCUGUACAAAGAGUCUGACUUGGGAAUGAGACUUCCUGCUUAUGAUGGCAGAAAAAGUCUGUACACAGCUGGUGAGCUUCCCUUUGCAUGGAAGGAGUUCUCCAUUAAGCUUCUUGAUGAUGAAGAUGGAAUUAACGGUCCCAAAAGAGAAAGAGGGUACAAAGUGGUGCUAAAGUUUGUGGCCCGCGCAAAUUUGCAUCACUUGGGGCAGUUUCUAGCUGGUAAGCGUGCCGAUGCGCCCCAGGAAGCUCUCCAAGUUCUUGACAUUGUAUUGAGAGAGCUCUCGACCAAAAAGUAUUGUCCCAUUGGGAGGUCCUUCUUCUCAGCCGAUGUAAAGGCACCGCAGCGGCUUGGCGAGGGGUUGGAGUCGUGGUGCGGAUUUUACCAGAGCAUACGGCCAACGCAAAUGGGCCUAUCUCUGAAUAUUGAUAUGGCUUCUGCUGCUUUUAUUGAGCCUCUCCCUGUAUUAGAGUUUGUUGCCCAACUUCUUGCAAAAGAUGUGUUAUCAAGGCCAUUAUCCGAUGCUGAUCGCAUUAAGAUUAAAAAGGCUCUUCGAGGAGUGAAAGUUGAGGUUACACACCGAGGCAAUGUUCGUAGGAAGUACCGUGUUUCAGGCUUGACAUCUCAACCUACGAGAGAACUAGUGUUUCCUGUCGAUGAGAACUCAACGAUGAAAUCAGUUGUUGAAUACUUCCAAGAGAUGUAUGGUUUCACCAUUCAACAUGGUCAUCUUCCUUGCCUUCAAGUGGGAAAUCAGAAGAAGGCAAACUAUUUACCCAUGGAGGCUUGCAAAAUUGUUGAGGGCCAACGAUAUACGAAAAGGUUAAAUGAGAAGCAAAUUACAGCUCUACUUAAAGUUACGUGCCAAAGACCGAAGGACCGUGAACAUGAUAUCCUGCAGACUGUUCAACAUAAUGCUUAUGACCAAGAUCCGUAUGCGAAAGAGUUUGGCUUGAGGAUCAGUGAAAAACUAGCGUCUGUUGAGGCUCGAAUUCUUCCUGCUCCCUGGCUGAAAUAUCAUGAAACCGGGAAGGAAAAGAACUGUUUGCCCCAAGUUGGUCAAUGGAACAUGAUGAACAAGAAAAUGAUUAAUGGAAUGACGGUAAGCCGGUGGGCAUGCAUUAACUUCUCGCGAAGUGUGCAGGAGAGUGUUGCUCGUGGAUUUUGCGGUGAACUUGCUCAAAUGUGUCAAGUCUCUGGCAUGGAAUUCAAUCCAGAGCCUGUUAUUCCAAUCUACAAUGCUAGACCUGAGCAAGUAGAGAAAGCACUGAAGCAUGUUUAUCAUGCAUCCAUGAACAAGACAAAGGGGAACGAGUUAGAGCUUCUAUUAGCUAUUUUACCCGACAACAAUGGCUCCCUUUAUGGUGAUCUCAAACGUAUAUGUGAAACGGAACUUGGAUUAAUAUCACAGUGCUGUCUCACCAAACAUGUCUUCAAAAUCAGUAAGCAGUACCUAGCCAACGUGUCCCUGAAGAUAAAUGUCAAGAUGGGUGGUAGAAACACGGUUCUUUUGGACGCUAUUAGCUGCAGAAUUCCAUUAGUCAGUGAUGUCCCCACCAUAAUUUUUGGAGCAGACGUGACCCAUCCUGAGAACGGCGAAGACACAAGCCCCUCCAUAGCUGCUGUAGUAGCUUCUCAGGACUGGCCUGAAGUGACCAAGUAUGCCGGAUUAGUCUGUGCACAGGCUCACAGACAGGAACUCAUACAGGAUCUUUAUAAAACAUGGCAUGACCCGGUUCGUGGAACAGUUAGCGGUGGCAUGAUCAGGGAUCUUCUUGUUUCCUUUAGGAAGGCAACAGGACAGAAGCCACUAAGAAUCAUAUUUUACAGGGAUGGUGUAAGUGAAGGGCAGUUCUAUCAAGUCCUACUUUAUGAGCUGGAUGCAAUUAGGAAGGCUUGUGCUUCUUUGGAACCGAACUACCAACCGCCGGUCACGUUUAUAGUCGUGCAAAAACGACACCAUACCCGAUUGUUUGCUAAUAAUCACAGAGAUAGGAGCAGCACAGACAAGAGUGGGAAUAUAUUACCUGGCACUGUUGUUGACUCUAAGAUCUGCCAUCCAACAGAAUUUGAUUUUUACCUCUGCAGCCAUGCUGGUAUUCAGGGGACAAGUCGACCAGCUCAUUAUCAUGUUCUCUGGGACGAGAAUAAUUUUACUGCCGAUGCAAUCCAGUCAUUAACAAAUAAUCUGUGUUAUACCUACGCGAGGUGCACUCGGUCCGUUUCUGUUGUUCCUCCAGCGUACUAUGCACAUUUGGCGGCCUUCCGAGCACGAUUCUACAUGGAACCGGAGAUGCAGGAAAACAACUCGAACGGUCAUGCAUCCAAGGGCACUCGGACCACAGGAGAGCUUGGGGUUCGGCCGUUGCCAGCCUUGAAGGAAAAUGUGAAGAGAGUAAUGUUCUAUUGCUAGAAGGAAAAGGAAGGAAGGAAAGAGGGUUAAUGGGUUGGACAGCAAUCAUGAUAUGUGUUGAAAUUCCUUGUGUUGUAUAAGUGUAUGUAUCAUCAUUAUGCAUGGUUGCUGUUUUAGUUACCUUCUUUCCCAAUGUCCCAGAAGAAAGUUAAAAAAUGAACACAAACCAAAGGGCCAAAAAGAAAGAAAAAGUGAAAAGGAAAUUGAGAAAAAAAAAAGUCCUUCCCCAUGUUUAGUUUUAACAUGUUAGUGUUGUGGCAGGAUAGGGUACGUUAGAUGCUCUGACCAAAAACUUUGGGAAGUAGACUAGUCAGCAUAGUGAAGACAGGUUUUCCUUUGUCUCUGUACAAUGCAGUGAAAACCCCAUUUUGGGGUAGGAAGUCCAAAGUAGCUUUGUAAAGAGGUUUUUAGAAAUGAAUUAUCUUUUGCGUAGGAAUUUUGGCUCAGAAAUCUGGCUUUCUUCAAAGUUGGUUUGUUUUUACUGUUCUA
This is a messenger RNA of Morus notabilis, 3836 nucleotides long. Its product is annotated as protein argonaute 10. Gene Ontology annotation, molecular function: RNA binding; protein binding. Gene Ontology annotation, biological process: regulatory ncRNA-mediated post-transcriptional gene silencing. The record is from RefSeq and is a predicted model, not a curated record. NCBI's taxonomy places the organism in Eukaryota, Viridiplantae, Streptophyta, Magnoliopsida, Rosales, Moraceae. The transcript is spliced from 22 exons. Bases 348 to 3347 code for a protein of 999 amino acids. Gene Ontology annotation, cellular component: cytoplasm.